Molecule: messenger RNA, 1641 nt
Organism: Beauveria bassiana ARSEF 2860
Lineage: Eukaryota; Fungi; Ascomycota; Sordariomycetes; Hypocreales; Cordycipitaceae
Product: Cytochrome P450 CYP586B1
Exons: 4
Coding region: 1-1641 (546 amino acids)
Molecular function (GO): oxidoreductase activity, acting on paired donors, with incorporation or reduction of molecular oxygen; iron ion binding; monooxygenase activity
Source: RefSeq, a predicted model, not a curated record
AUGGCUUUCCUCUCCGUCCUGCUCGCAGCUUUGGCGCUACUUGUUACGCAUUUCUAUCUCAAGCUGCGGCACAGGCGGCUCAAGCAAUUUGCGCGGUUGCCGCAACUGCCGACAUCGCUUGUAUGGGGCCAUUUACGUUUGUACAGCGAGUUUCGAUCCCGGGGCCCAAUAGAUCGACAUCCGGAACUCGUUUUCAAGGACAUGCAUGAUGCUCUGGGCAAACCGCCUCUCAUGUUCGUCGACAUGUGGCCGGCCAGCAAACCCGUCGUGCUGCUCACUAGCCACGAAUUGGCCGAGCAGAUGGCCAGAUCGUCGUCGAAAUUUCCAUUCAGUCCGCCCAAGGCAUCUGCUAUAAAGGACCUGGUGCACCUCACAGGGCAACAGUCCAUCCUGACGUCUGAGGGCCAAGAAUGGAAACGUCUUCGUAAGACGUACUCUUUAGCGUUUGCACCAGCGCAUCUCAUGUCGCUCCUCCCUUGCAUGGUUGAGAAAUUGACCCCGACGAUUGCCCGUCUCACGGCCUUUUCUCAAACUCAGGAAUCAUUUUCACUCUUCAACGUCGCCGCCAGUCUCACAAUCGACGUUAUUGGCGCAGUCGUCAUGGACGAGGAAUUCCACGCGCAAAUUGAUUGCGGCUCUUCCCCCCAAAGUGAAAUUGUCCGUCUCUUCUUCGAAAUUCUGCAGACGUAUACAUCUCGCCACAGCCAGCGCUGGUGGACCAUUCUAUUCAUGGAAAAGAAGCGUCGGCGGCUGACACGCCAGCUCAGACCCAUUUUGGAGGACCUUGUGUUACGGAAAUAUGCUGAAUAUCGACAGCAAAUCUCGUCGGGAAAUAAGCCAGCAAAGCCUCGAUCGAUACUCGCGCUCACGUUCUCUGCGGGUGGGGAAACUGAGCCCACUCCCGAGGCCGUGAGCAACGCGUGCGAUCAGCUAAUGACGUUCUUCUUCGCUGGACAUGACUCGACGGGUGUGCUUCUUUCGUGGAUAUUCUAUGAAUUGUCGUGCUGUUCGCGCGCGCGAGACUGUGUGAGAGAGGAACUAGACGCGUUGUUUGGUAAGGACACGAGACCGGAAAUCGUCCAAGAGGCACUCCGAUCUGAAGCCGGCCCGAGCCUCGUCAGAAAAAUGAAGUAUAUAUCAGCUGUGGUGAAAGAGACACUGAGGUUGUACCCGCCGGCUAGCACGGCAAGGUAUGUUCCACCGGGUCAGGGUUUCACUGUCCGGGACCCUUGUUCCGGAGAAGAGUACUGUCUCGACGGGACUAUCAUGGUGAACUGUCAUAGAAUUCUCCAAAGAGAUGGGACCGUGUAUCGUGACUCGCCAGAGGACUUUGUUCCGGAGCGCUGGCUCGAUGCAGCGGGGGCAUACCCUGCGAGUGCUUGGAGGCCAUUUGAACGAGGGCCCCGGAACUGUAUUGGUCAGGAACUGGCCCUGUUGGAAGCUUGCAUCGUGGUUGCUGUUUUGGCGCGGCACUUUGACUUUACCAAAGUUGGUCUGGGGGCCUUGGAGAGGGAUGAUGAGGGAAGGGUGGUGGUUGAUGAUGGGGGGGUUUCCAGGCCCAAGUCGUGGCUAUAUCCUAUGUACCAGAUUACUGCCAAGCCAGUGGAUGGCAUGAUGAUGCAAGUAUGCUACUCUACCUAG